Molecule: messenger RNA, 378 nt
Organism: Aspergillus udagawae
Lineage: Eukaryota; Fungi; Ascomycota; Eurotiomycetes; Eurotiales; Aspergillaceae
Exons: 1
Coding region: 1-378 (125 amino acids)
Source: RefSeq, a predicted model, not a curated record
AUGGUCGCUGAAGUCCACGCUUCCGCCCUUCGCGGCCAUCUGCAUCUUCAUCAUAGCAACCCCUUUCUGCCCACUGGGUCCAGUUCCAAGUACCUGCUCGCCAAACAUGCGCAGCUGCAUCGGCAUCAAAUGGUUUCCGUAAUGCUCGACAACGUCGUGCUUCUCCACCGCAUAUCCAAGAUAGCUCCAGUUUGCGGAAUCCGUGCCGUACCGGACGCAUUUCUCCGCUUUGGCUGGGGUCCACCACCUCGGAAGGAGAUCGGGUUUGCGUUCAACGCGCUUCAGGAAGCGGCGGAAGCCAGCGCGUCCGCCAUCAGUCGCCCCGGCAUAGACGCUAUCCGCCUCAAUAUCCCCUGUGAACGUGUAGUCGUCGUCUAA